AUGUCCAACUACGAAGAGAUUUCGCGCCGUGCCGAGGCUGAUCUCAAUACCUACCAGGCCAAGACUGGCAAUGCUCGUCCACAGGCUGAUGACGAUGCCGGCGUCAACUCUUACGUGGAAAAGAAAUUUGAUUCAGCCAAUGUCACCUAUGGAGAAGAUUUGAGUACAAACAGGGGCUACAACAAACGUAUUCCUCCUGGUGAGGGAGGAGACGUUGAUGCUCGUGGGAGACAAGCUACCGGAAAUCAGUACGAAGGCCAAGGAGGUCCUGGUGACAAGAUCUCCGAGUCAUAUCGCCAACAGGGCGGCCAAAACGACGCCGAUGUUGUAGGCGCAGAUGCCCAACGGAGCCUGGGCAACAGCGGCGACAUUGCCGCUCAAGGACAAGCCGCGUCCAGGGCAAACGUUGGAAGAAAUCCGCCGGGGGUCGGAGGAUCAAAGUACAAGGGAAGUGAUUAUUAUACGCCCGAGAGUGUGCCGGAUAGCAUCUCUGCAGAGGGCUGGAUUGCGCCUGAGAGUGUGACGCAGGCGAGUCGGGAGACGGAAGGAUACACGUCCAGAAUCCAUGAAGACGAAUAA
This is a messenger RNA of Trichoderma aggressivum f. europaeum, 579 nucleotides long. RefSeq lists its product as uncharacterized. The coding region runs from base 1 to 579 and encodes 192 amino acids. The transcript is spliced from 2 exons. Lineage: Eukaryota; Fungi; Ascomycota; Sordariomycetes; Hypocreales; Hypocreaceae. The record is from RefSeq and is a predicted model, not a curated record.